AUGACUAAUGAUAAUCAACAACCUAUAGAAGGACAGGAAGGUGAAAAGAAAUUGUCAAAAAAAGAACUUAAUAAGUUGGCACGUGCAGCAAAAAAAGCUGAAGCUAAAAAUAAAAAUUCUGGUAAUGAAAAUCAACAAGAAGGAAAUGAAAAUAAAGAUUUGACUAUUGAUGUAUCUGAAGGUUUAUAUGGAUCAUAUGGAUUAAUUCAAUCUGGUGAUAAAAAAGAUAUUACUUUUACAGAAGUUAAAAACAUUAAUUCAAGCCUUGAUAAACAAAAUGUUUGGAUUCGUGGUCGUCUUCACAAUUCACGUGUUAAAGGAAAAACUGCUUUUCUUGUUAUUCGCCAACGUAUACACUCUAUUCAAGCUUUAAUGUUUGUUGGUGAAAAAAUUUCAAAACAAAUGAUUAAAUUUGUUGAUUCAGUACCAAAAGAAUCUAUUAUUGAUAUAUUUGGAGAAGUUUCAACUGUACCUCAAGAAAUUCAAUCCUGUACACAAAAGGAUGUUGAAAUAAAUAUUAAACAAUUUUUUGUUGUUUCUUUAGCUGAACCAAGAUUACCUCUUCAAAUUGAUGAUGCUUCAAGAAAACAAGAUGAUAACAAUGAAUUAUCGACUGUUAAUUUAGAUACAAGACUUGAUAAUAGAGUUAUUGAUCUUAGAACUGCAACAAGUCAAGCUAUUUUUACAAUUCAAGCUGCUAUUGUGAAUUCAUUUAGAAAUAUAUUGACAGAGAAGGGAUUUGUUGAAAUUCAGGUACCAAAAAUUAUACCUGCAGCAAGUGAAGGUGGUGCUAAUGUUUUUACUGUUUCUUAUUUUAAAGGAUCAGCAUAUCUUGCUCAAUCUCCACAAUUAUACAAACAAAUGGCUAUUGCUGCUGAUUUUGAUAAAGUUUUUACAAUUGGACCUGUAUUUAGAGCUGAAGAUUCUAAUACACAUAGACAUAUGACAGAAUUUAUUGGUCUUGACUUAGAAAUGGCAUUUAAAUUUGAUUAUCAUGAAGUUUUAGAAGUUAUUGGACAGACAUUAACAUCUAUUUUUAAAGAUCUUCAAAAUAAUUUUGCUUCUGAAAUAGAGACAGUCAACAAACAAUAUCCUGCAGCACCAUUCAAAUUUUCUGAAAAACCUCUUAUCUUAGAAUAUAGUGAAGGAGUUGCUAUGCUUCGUGAAGCUGGUGUAGAAAUUGGAGAUGAAGAAGAUCUUUCAACACCAAAUGAAAAACUUCUUGGUCGUCUUGUCAAAGAAAAAUAUGAUACUGAUUUCUACAUUCUUGAUAAAUUUCCUUUAGCUAUUCGUCCUUUCUAUACAAUGCCUUCUGCAACCAAUCCAUCAAUAUCAAAUAGUUAUGACAUGUUUAUGAGAGGAGAAGAAAUUUUAUCUGGAGCUCAAAGAAUUCAUGAUCCAACACUUUUAACAGAAAGAGCAAAACAUCAUGAAAUUGAUAUAACAAAAAUUCAAGCUUAUAUUGAUGCUUUUAAGUAUGGAUGUCCACCUCAUGGUGGUGGUGGUAUUGGAUUAGAACGUGUAGCUAUGUUAUUCUUGGGUCUUCAUAAUAUAAGACUUGCUUCAAUGUUCCCAAGAGAUCCUAAAAGAGUUUCACCUUAA
Messenger RNA from Strongyloides ratti, 1602 nucleotides. RefSeq names its product Aspartyl-tRNA synthetase. The record is from RefSeq and is a predicted model, not a curated record. Lineage: Eukaryota; Metazoa; Nematoda; Chromadorea; Rhabditida; Strongyloididae. Gene Ontology annotation, cellular component: cytosol; aminoacyl-tRNA synthetase multienzyme complex; cytoplasm. The transcript has a single exon. Gene Ontology annotation, molecular function: RNA binding; ATP binding; aspartate-tRNA ligase activity. Bases 1 to 1602 code for a protein of 533 amino acids. Gene Ontology annotation, biological process: aspartyl-tRNA aminoacylation.